UGGAAACGCAGCACACCAGUGUGACCUCUGACCGGCGGAAGUAAACAGAACCAUUUAAACGCGUGAAGUGGGAUCUGUAGAAUAUGUUUAUUUUUAUGUGCAGUAUUUACCUUAUUUACCUAACGUAACCAUUUUUUAUAAAGGAGGAUAUAUUUUUGCGGGUGACUUUAAAAGGUUGUCCAAUCAGAAACUGUUUGUAUUUAACGUGAAUCUCGACUAUAGAGAUUAUAAACAAACAGCACGCUAGCUACCUUCCCUGCUGUGAUACUGCAAUGAAUUCUUCACCGACCAGAGACACGUCUUUCCUAAACGCAGACGAAGCGUCUGCUAUCGAGACGGCAGUCAGGACGGCGGUCAUGUCCAUCCUGAAGGUUUUCUGCGACGUCAGUGAGAAGAGGUCGCACUGCUAUGAGGCGAAGUUAGCCGAGGCGCAGAGAGAAAACGCAGCGCUCAGGUUUCGCUUAAAAGCAGCCGAGCGCGAGCUGCAGACCUUACGUCACAUCUCUCCUUCUGAUUACAAAAUCUCAGCUGAGGUGAGCUUGAGUACCCAUGACUUCAGCACAGAUGUUAGUGAAGAAAGAGGAGAGGAAGCGGCAUGUUUCCAGAGCGAUGCCAGCCUGGUGAUCAAGGAAGAGCCUUCUUACGAGAGCACGUUGUGUUUAAAGACUGAAACGGCAGAGGAGACAUUUGCAGCAGAGUGUGAUUAUCCUGUGAAGGACAAUGUCCAGAUGUGCCAACAACAGUCUCCAGCUGCAGAGAUGUGGAACAUGCAACAUCUGCAAACAUUCAGUUCAGCAAGAUCCAGCCUUAACCAGACCAGAGAGAAGUGGAUGUCUGGUGAUGUUCUUCUGGGAAAACUGAAAAGCAGGGAGUGCGUGAGAAGAUACAGAGAAAGGAUCCGUGCUGACCCAGAAAAGUACCACGCCUGGAAGGAGAAGGAACGCUUGAGGUCUCUCCGCAGGAGAAAAAGAAUACAGGAUCUCCCCGAACCCAUGCAGACGCUGCAGAGGAAAGCCUGGAGAGAAGCUACGAGGCGGCACCGCGCAAGAAAGAUGGCACAAGCAACUCUUGCUGCUACAGAUAUGACCCAAACACUCAACCCGUGACGACUACACUAUUUAUUUUUGCUCCAGUCAGUAAUCUCGGGCAAAAAAUGCCCUAAAUUGUAUAUGUAUAUAUUUCCACUAUAAUCAUGAAGUGCAUACUUUCAGUUAAGUCAUUAAGUAUCUGAUUAUUUUUAUCAUGUAUGAGUUAAAAGGCGAAUCCGAAUAAGAAUAUUUUCUUGGUGUUUGGACACAACACGGUACGUUCAAGACACACAUCUUGGACAACACAACACAAUUGCCAUCCUAAUAUACAAUAUUGCACCUUAAGCUGAAAUGGUAGGCUCAGUUGUAAUUUCCGUUACAGUGGAGGUAGAAAUAACAGCUGGAUGCAGUUCAUUAAACGGAGUGGAACAAUUGUGAUAUAUAAUAAAUAAUAGCAAUGAUUGCUUGUUACUGGCAGGUCAGCAGUGUAGUGAUUACUGAAUGCUGCCUAGCCAGCCUGGUUAAUAACAGCUUUCCUGAUGGUAGUUUUUGGAAGAGGUAAUUAGCAGGGUGGGAGGUGUCACUGAUGAUUUUUCCUGCUAGCCUCUUUGUUCUGGUGAUGUACAGGUCUUCAAGUGAUGACGGACUGCAGCCGAUGAUUUUCUCAGCGGUCUCGAUAGUCCGUUGCAGCUCCCUCUUUUCUCUGUUUGUCAGUGGGGAGGGGGAAGAUGUGCAUCUCUGUGGUUUUAAGAGCAUUGAGCUCGAUGUUGUUCUGACUACACCAGGAGGCUAGUUGUUGAACCUCCUGGUGGUACUCUGACUCAUCACCAUUGGUGAUGAGACCAAUCACAGUAAUGUCACCUGCAAAUUUGAUCAACUUCACAGAUGUAUCACUGGAAAAUGCAGACAAACAGUUAUUAAAAAACUGAUGGUAUUUACUUACUUACUUUAAUUUAUUGGCCACAAAUGGAAAUUUGUCUUUGGCUUCACAACACAUUAUAACAAGACCAAUACAAUAAAAGACACUUACACAACAACUCUAAAAGGUAAGAUAGAAUAAAAUACCAUACAACUGAUAACUGAUGGUAUUAUGUUCAUUUGUCAAUUCUAUGCAUUUAAACAUGUGGUGGUGGUUUAACAUGCCAAGAUUGCAUAAAAUACAGAAAUAAAGCUAUAUUACCAUU
Molecule: messenger RNA, 2212 nt
Organism: Pangasianodon hypophthalmus (striped catfish)
Lineage: Eukaryota; Metazoa; Chordata; Actinopteri; Siluriformes; Pangasiidae
Exons: 3
Coding region: 273-1106 (277 amino acids)
Source: RefSeq, a predicted model, not a curated record